AAACACUCCACACAUGAACGGACUGGCCCUGGCGUGCUGACAGCCUGCGACGGUCAGUACUCACCCGAAAGGCUUCCCGUGCUGUGCGUUGUGCCGUGUCAGUGAAAAGCAAGUUCGGUUCGGUUGCAGGUUUCAGGUGAUUACAGGAGACAGUGAUAGUGCCGUGUGACAGUGUGGCGAUAUUCGGGGGUAGAGCAUUGGACGGAUUCGUAGUCACGUUUAGAGACGUCAUCAGGACCCGGUCACGACAAAGGCGUUCCUAUGCUAUACCGUGCAAGGGGAGACACGCUUCGAUGUCUCGGUAGUUUAGAUAAUGCUUAAGCUACCCAAAGGACUGAAGAAGAAAAAGAAAGGCAAAAAGUCGAAGAAAGACCAGGAACUCUUUACCGAGGAGGAGCUCGAGCAGUACCGGCGGGAGCACCAGAACCAGUCGGCGCUCAACUCGGCGGCACCAUCGGACAGUGAGGACCAGCCGAGCGGCGGCGGCGGCGGCGGCGGUAGUGGUAGCGGUGGUGGCGGCGGCACCAGCAGUGGCAGCGGCGUAGCGCCGACCGACAAGCCCGACACCGACGAGGAAUGGUCCAAGUUUGCGGCGCUCACCAGUGGCAUUGACUCGGUGCUCAAGAAGACGCAGGGCGACCUCGACCGGAUCAAGAGCACCUCCUUCUUCCAGAAGGUCCCGACCCGGGUCGAGCAGGAGGCGAAGGAGCGCGAGGAGCGCGAGCGGCGCGAGCAGGAGGAGCGCGAGCGGGCGGCCGAGGAGGCGCGGGCCCGCGAGGAGCAGCGAGCAGCCGAGGAGCUCAUCAACGCGGUCGUCGAGCUCUCGGAGUCGGAGCCGAACUCGGAGGCGGAGGCGGAGCAGGACAUCUUCGACACCGGGUACAUCGAUGCGAUCGCGAGCGGCGAGCUGCCGAUUGCGUACGUACCGGAGUCGCCCGAGCUAGAGUCGUACGAGGGUGAGGCGGAUCCGUUCGAUACCUCGUACGCGGAGCGCGUCAUCAAGGGGCCGGAGGUAUCCAAGCGCGGCAAGAAGCUCGUCAGCAUCGGCUCGGCCGUUGAGGUGCUGACUGGGCGCGUUGAGAGCGUAGCCGGUGGUUCCACCAAGGGUAAUCGACCGCGGCGUGGCAUUCAGAAUUUGCUGCUCGCGAGCUUCGACGAGAGUGAGCAGCAGCAGCAGCAGCAGGGACGGAGCGAAGGAGAGCCGAGCGUUGGUGGAGAGGGCAGGCAGACUGAGCAGCAUUCGGUUGCAGCCGAGCCGCAGUGUUUUAGCUUGCUGGAUGACUUUACCGAUCUGCCAGCGGACGUACCGAUCGAUUUGAGCGUUUCGCUACACCUGACACUACAGAAGCAGCAGCAGGAAGAGGUAGCAUCGGCACCGGAGGGCAACGGAGCAGCUCCGGAGCUCGAUCUAGACGAGUUUGACGAGCUCAAGAAGCGCACACCGGUCCUAGCGGGAGGUGACGACUUUGAGCUACUGAUUGGAGACGCUGGUUCAAAGGCAGCAGCGAGCUCCGACCUACCGGUCGUCGAUCUAGACGAGUUCGAGCCGGCCGCAGUAGACGACCCGUUCGAUACCGGGUUCGUGGAGCGCAUCCUACCGGCGACUGCCGUCGAGGACGACGAGUUUGACCCGCGGGCGGAAGAGCCACCGCUCCCCGAGGACGACUUUGACUUUGAUCCGCGGGCGGCCGAGCGUGAGUGCAAGCGUCCCAGCACUCCGGACCUCUUCUCGGUCGAUCAGCCGCACCGUUCGCUGCCGGUACGGCCGGACCCGCCGGCCAAGGACCUACUGUCCGGCAGCAGCACCGACCUAGCCGGUAUCGCCCACGCGCCCCUUGAGUGUACGGCGGGGGGUAGUGGAGCAGCACCAGCCGCGACCGUCGAUCCGUUCGACACCUCGGACGUCGAGUUUAUCGUAGCGCCGGGCCGCACCGAGCUCAAGUUCCUCGAGCAGGAGCUCCUGACCGACGGGCGGCCGGCAGGGCUGAGCCACUCGCUCAGCGAUCCGGACUUUGAUCCGCGCGCGGACAGUGCGGAGGAGCAGCGCACGGCCGAGGAGGAGCAUCGCACGGAGGAAGACUUCCAGUCGCUCGCGCAGCGCAAGUCCUCCCUCAGCCUGCACAUCGCGAACGGAGCUGCCCUCUCUGGUGCUGGUAGUAGUGCGAAUCGCAGCAAGUCGGUCGUGUUUGCCGUGCCGACGCCCGACCUGCUCAAGCUCGACGGGGAGCAGUCGCUCGCGAAGAAGCCACUCACGCCGUACUACAACCGGGAGCCGUCGCUGCCGGACGCGGACGUCGACCCGUUCGACACCUCGUUCGUGCCGUCGGUCGCGCCCACUCAGCUCGAGCUCAGCCUGCUCGAGCGGGAGCUGAACGGAGCGUCGCUCAACCGGAGCCUGUCCGAUCCGGAGUUUGAUCCGCGCGCCAGUCCACCCGCCGCUGCGGCGGCCGCUACGUCCGGUGCUGAUCUGCUCGGCGUGAGCGAGGGCGAACUACAUCUGCAGAAGGUGCUGACGCCUGCGCGCGGCAGUGCGGCAGCGGUCGAGGCCGACCCGUUCGACACGUCCAUUGCGGUGAACCUGCAGCCGGGCCGGGCGGAGCUGAAGCUGCUCGAGGACGAGCUGAUCCCGCCCGUCGCUGCGGAGUGCGCCGGUACCGUGCCCGACAUCCUCUCGGACGGUGCGCCCGAGGCGAGCUCGGUCUUCGUGAAGGUGCUGACACCGCAGGCCAGCAGCGGUUCGCUCGAUCUUGCCGGUGGUGCGGAGCAGGAGGAGAUCGACCCGUUCGAUACGUCGUUCGUGCCGAGCCUGGGACCGGGCCGGGCGGAAAUUAAGCUGCUCGAGAGCGAGCUGAUCGACCAGCACUAGAAGGUAGAAGCGGCAGCAGUAGCA
Molecule: messenger RNA, 2890 nt
Organism: Anopheles arabiensis
Lineage: Eukaryota; Metazoa; Arthropoda; Insecta; Diptera; Culicidae
Product: protein stoned-A
Exons: 5
Coding region: 314-2866 (850 amino acids)
Source: RefSeq, a predicted model, not a curated record